Messenger RNA from Rhipicephalus microplus (southern cattle tick), 1692 nucleotides. Its product is annotated as histone deacetylase 8. Gene Ontology annotation, molecular function: histone deacetylase activity. The record is from RefSeq and is a predicted model, not a curated record. Gene Ontology annotation, biological process: heterochromatin formation. NCBI's taxonomy places the organism in Eukaryota, Metazoa, Arthropoda, Arachnida, Ixodida, Ixodidae.
GUUGGCCGCAAGUAAGGUGCGAUUAGUGACAUGUUUGUGAUUGUUGCGUAACUAAACCAGAGACUAAACUUCCAGGAUGUACGAAAACUUGUAUUCUACUAUAUUUGGCAACGAUAGAGACAGUAAUCACACAAGUGGAGCGAUUGUCGCUUGCGAUAUAUCACCACAGUUAGUAUCUGAUUCUCCUGACACUGUGCCUGAAAUGCGUGUGUCGGCGACUGAAAGAAACAUUCGCGUCGGCUACGUCCAUAGUGCAGCUCACCUGUUUGAGUGCGAGAGGUUACCGCGCGUUCGUCAACGUUGUCUUCUAGUUCACGGACUUCUAAAGGGCUACAAUCUGCUCAAGUCCUUGCGCACCAUUCAUCCGCUGGUGGCCAGUCGCGAGGAUCUUCGCCUGUUCCAUUCUACAGACUACAUCAACUUCCUAGAGUCUUGCGAAGCGGAAAAAGACCUCGAGAAGGAAGACAUCAUAAGUCGUGCCCAUGACUACAACCUUGUCGAUGACUGUGCCCCUACCAAACGGCUUCUUACUUUAGUGGGGCACAUCGCAGGUGGCACUUUAGCUGCUGCGAGAGCCAUUAUGGAGAAAACUUGCGACAUCGCUAUACAUUGGGAGGGUGGUUGGCACCACGCACACAGAAGCGAAGCAGCAGGGUUCUGCUACGUCAAUGACGUCGUCCUUGGGAUACUGGAACUUCGCCGCACGUUUCGGCGAGUUUUGUAUAUCGACCUGGACGUUCAUCACGGCGACGGUGUUGAAGAAGCCUUCGCGGGCACUGACAAAGUCCUGACCGUGUCGGUUCAUCAGUACGAGCCUGGUUUCUACCCUGGUACUGGGGCAGCGAGCGACGUAGGCUUUGGUUUGGGCCGUGGUUACUCGAUAAACUUGCCGCUUCGGAGUGGUGCUAGCGAUUCCACAUUUGUGCGCGUGGUAACGACCGUUGUCGAUGAAGUCAGAAAGCGGUACAAACCCGACGCUGUCGUUUGCCAGUGCGGAGCGGAUGGAUUGUCCGGUGAUCCUCUCGGAGCAUGGAAUCUGACCCCAGGUGCAUUCGUGCAGUGCGUUCGUCUUGUGCAAAGCUGGGGGCUGCCGCUGCUACUUCUCGGUGGAGGAGGCUACGUGGCUGCCAAUGCUGCUCGCUGCUGGACGACAAUUACAGCGGCACUUUUAGGGCAGGAUCUGGAGGAAGACAUUCCUGAGCAUCACUUUUUAAUGAUGUACGGUCCUGGCUAUGAGCUCAGCCUGGAGCCCGGCUUACGUCGUGACUUGAACGAUGUCGCUUACGUCGACGACCUGCUGCAAGUUGUGAUGAAGCAAGUGCGUCAAAUUGGAACUACUUAAUAAGCUUGUUUGCUCUGCUUUCGAGCCAAUUUACUGCUGUGCAAGCCUUAACUAGAGAGUGAUGUACCUCUUGGUAGAUUUAAUGUGUUGUUAUAUGAGACUUUAACUGCCUCUUCUUCCACUUCAUUCAAUGCCUCCCAAAAAGUGGCAAGGUAGCCACCGUUACUUCAAUGUACGUAAUAUAUCCAUUAUCGAAAACAUCACUUCUCAAAAUAAAAAUAGUUAUUUGCAAUUACAAAAAUGACAAUCUUGUAUCUGCUAUUUUGUCAUGGUCUUGCUCUUGACAUUUUAUAUGGUUAUCGUUUAAAGGAAAGUGUUGUUUGAAAUGAUUAACUGGUUCGACCAGUCAC